Zootermopsis nevadensis is the source of this 1658-nucleotide messenger RNA. Its product is annotated as lipase 3. Lineage: Eukaryota; Metazoa; Arthropoda; Insecta; Blattodea; Termopsidae. Gene Ontology annotation, biological process: lipid metabolic process. Gene Ontology annotation, molecular function: hydrolase activity, acting on ester bonds. The record is from RefSeq and is a predicted model, not a curated record.
UCCGAUCCACGCUGGGAGAAAUUUCACCAGGUGGAACGUGACAGAACGAUCAAACAAAGUAUUUUGUACUUUAUCGGAGUGAUUCAAAAUGAAAAUAAUGCAGCUAUGGUUUCAACAGGUCUACCUCCUAUUACUAACUAUGACAUUCUACGUCCCUGGAUGUUUGGCAGGAAUUUCAUUAUUUUCAGAUAACUCUACCUUAGCUGCAGCGUACAAAGUAAUUGAAAACGCAAUAGAAAGUGUGGAUCUCUCAGAUAUCGUCGAAAACUUGUUGAACAAAGCUGCAAAUCCGGAUCAAUUCCUAUCUGCGCCAGAAUUGAUCGUCAAAUAUGGCUAUCCAGCGGAGAACCACACAGUGACCACUACAGACGGCUACAUCCUCACUUUACAUCGCAUUCCCUACAGCCCCAAGUCUCCAGCUGCACCCAACAAGCCAGUUGUAUUCCUGCAACACGGUAUUUUAUCAAGUUCGGCUGACUGGAUCAUACUUGGACCUGAAAAUUCUCUCGGAUAUCUGCUAGCUGACGCUGGCUACGACGUGUGGCUGGGAAAUGCGAGAGGCAACACAUACUCCAAGCGACAUGUUAGCCUUUCUCCAUCAGAUUCCAAAUUCUGGGAUUUCAGUUGGCACGAAAUGGGUAUAUACGACUUGCCUGCAGUCAUUGACUACGUGUUAGAUCAAACUGGUCAAGACAAUCUGUACUAUAUUGGUCACUCCAUGGGAACCACAAUGUUCUAUGUACUGACGUCUUCCUUGCCUCAAUACAAUGCCAAGAUUAGGCUAAUGACAAGUCUAGCCCCUAUAGCCUACAUGGGAUUUGUGAAGAGUCCGCUAUCAAAAUUCUUUGGGGCCAAUCCAUUAACAAAGCCAUUGGCGAGCAUGCUUGGUAUAAAUCAGUUUCUACCAAGUAACGACCUUACAAGUGCCUUUUUGGGUUACAUCUGUUCCGAUGGCUCAAUUAUACAACAAAUUUGCAGUACAGUGUUGUUCGCUCUGUGUGGGUACGAUCCUCAGGAGCUGAACUCAACAAUGUUGCCUGUAUUAAUGUCCCACGCCCCUGCUGGAUCAUCGGCGAAAUCAUUUUUACAUUAUGCCCAAGAUAUGAAUUCAGGAUCUUUCCGACAUUGGGACUAUGGUUUUAUAGUAAAUUUGUUCCAUUAUGGUCAACUGUCACCGCCUGAAUACAAUGUCUCAGCCAUUACAGUUCCGGUUCGACUAUUUUACAGCGACAAUGACUGGUUCGGUGAUCCGACGGAUGUUCAUAAACUGAAUCAAAGUUUGGGUAAGCCUGUGGGAGAGUAUCGAGUCCCAUUAGACUCAUUUAAUCAUCUCGACUUCCUGUGGGCCAUUCACGUGAAGAGUUUAGUCAAUGACGAAGUUAUUAAUUUCUUGGCGAACUACUAAAAGCAAAUACAAACCAACAUAUACAGGGUGUUCGAUUCUGAUGACCAUCUACCGGAAAGCGGCUACACUGAACUGAACCCAGCUACAACACCCAAUACGUAAAAAAAGUAAUGAAGAAAUUUUGGAUGUCAAUUCUUUUCGUUGAAUACAAUAGUAAUUGUGAUAUGUAUUAUCUUCUGUUUAACUAACUUCAAUAUUUAUGAGAUGGUAAAGUUGCGUCAUAUUGUGAUAUAAUAAAUAUAUAUUAUUUAAA